UCUGCCGCUCAGUCUAACUGGCGUCUCCCCCCUCACAUCCCCUUCAGUUUGGCUUCGCCCCCCACCCGGUUUCCCUUUUCUUUAUCCUUUCGCCUGCACAGUCAGUUACUGUCUGAGGGGUUUGAUCCCAGACUGUGCAGCUGGACACCGGGAUUCAAUGACUUAAUUGUGGCACGGAGAAGAGGAGUUAGAGGAAGAAAACAGGAGCAACUGUUUUGCUAAACGGACAAAGUCCGAUGCUCCCAAUCUGCGGCCAUGCCGGCUUUACCUGAGGAGCGUUUGCGCAUCUGCGCCGUAAUAGGCGCCCUGAAAGGGGCCGGGAUCCGGGUGAAGAACUGGAAGAGCUUCCUGAACAGCGGCAACGCCGCCAGGCAGGAGAGUCGCUGCGUCUCCUUUGCCUUCGGACGCGACUUGGUUUCGCUACCGCAGUGUCACUUGCCGGAAGUAGGGGGCUUCGUUCCCAAAUUCUUGGUGGACUCCUGUGCAUUUCUGUCACUCCAUCUUCACACUGAGGGUCUCUUCAGGAAAACUGGUUCCCUGAGCCGCAUCCGUUCUCUAAGGGCUGCUCUGGAGCAUGGUGACCCGGUCUUCUCACCUCCGCGCUCUGCUGCCCUGCAGCCCUGCGAUGUAGCCACCCUGUUAAAACAAUUCCUGCGUGAGCUGCCCGCGCCUCUCAUACCCUUUGAGCUGCAGGGGCCACUGUUUCGCGCUCAAGGCCUAGAGGCCGACGGGUUCCAAGAUGGCGAACGAGACAGAAUCGUUUUGAUGGUCACAGCUCUGUUCCCAGCUUCCCACGCUCGUGCUCUUAGGUAUUUUUGCACUUUCCUGAGGAACACCGCUAAGAGAUGCAGCGAGAAUCGCAUGGAGGUCGGUAACCUCGCCCUGGUUAUUACUCCUAAUCUGCUGCACUGCCCGCCUGUGGGCUCGAAACUGACUGAGGGCACGGGGAGGCUGUUGGACAGACAGGCCGAGGUCGUCAAGGUGCUCAUCAUGCAUUCUGAUCUCAUCGGGGUCGUUCCUCCAGCCAUUAUGGAGUCAUUGUCCUCAAUGCCUCAGUCGGGCAGUACUACGCCCCCUACAGACGGGCUGUUCUUUCAGGAGAGGGCUGCUCUUGGCGUAUACAGAAGCUUGAGGCGCCAGAGAAGGCGCAGUGUGGGAGAGAUGUUUGUAGAGGCGCUGAGCAAACUGAAAACUGGUCGCACUCCAAAUGGUCAUUCUCAGCACUCAGACAACAUACUGGGCCAACACAUCAGUCCCACGUCCCAAUCAACCAGCACCAUCAAAAGGAAGUCUACCGAUGACACUCUUCCAGAGCUGGUGGGAUCUGCCAAAAAGAGACGAUCGAUCCAUGAUCUGAGAGAGGAUAGCAAGCCUGUUGUUCAGGCCUGCACAGAUGAUUCUGAAUCCACGGCGAGUCAAAGCCCCACACCUAGUCUCUCAUCUGUCCUCUCCGUAACGGAGGGAAGUGGCGAACACGAACCUUUGUUGUCUUCUGUCAUGUCAGAGAAGAAGAAGAGCCAGAGAAGGAGCACCAAGAAGUCGCAGAGGUACCCAGCUCAGGAGAACAGAGAGGAGAGGAGGAGGAGGAGGAGGUCACUACGGUUCUUCACUUUGACCAGCUGGAGCAGCACUAGUACAGCUGUACCAAGUGACUGUGAAGCUGAUAACUGGUUAACAAGUAGUGGAAAGGUGACUGAGAGCACAAGUGAGCCAAUCACUGCUGAGGGGGCAGUGCCAUUUAAGAUUCCCCUAAUUGUGAUUGAGGCUUCAGAAAAAGAUGCUCCGGUGACUCCGCCUCCAGAAGAAGCGGACAGCGGGCGAUUGGUCAAGGAGGCAGAUUUGGAAUCCCAGAGUGGAGCCGACGAUGGAGAAGUUGGGGUGCACUGUGCCGUCAUGAGGACGGAAGGGGAGGCAGAGGUGGGGGUGGCAAUGGAGAGUAGCGUAACACUUGAAGAGACCAUUAUACAGUCUAUUGCAGAAGAGCAGUGGUUCGAAAGGGAGAAUUGUGGGAAUUGUAGUCGGGGAGUGCCGUGUCAGGGCGUGGAUGUCUUUCGGAGGGCCAGCCGCCCGCCUCGGCGUUCCAUCAGCCUGCCUGAUGUCUCUGUUGGACCAGCGGCUAGUCGGGGAGAGGAGGACGAGGAGGAGGAGGAGGAGGGAGGCAGAGAGUUUUCUAGUGCUGAUUUCCAUGAAUGUGACUGCUCUGUGUCAGACAGCACAGGGGAUGUGUCAAGGCAGCUGCAGAGCAGCGGUACAGCUAUGUUAACGCUGGAAGAUGCAGGAUUAGGGGCAAAGUGGCAGGCGAACUUAAAGCCAGAGCAAUGCCUGGGGUCAGAGAGGAACAAGAAGGCUGGAGAGGCAGAAACUCUUUCUGAGGAUGGGGGUUAUAAGAAGCCCAGCCAGCGCCUGUCUGUGGCUGAGCAUGUGCGCCGGUUUAACAUGCUGACUGGUUGGCUGAGGGCUCCCCGGGCUUCGACUGUCACCCAGCAGGGCAUCGUACCUCCGGAGGCACCGCAAGCCGCUGGUUCGAGGGGCCCAGUUCGCCUGCGUAGGCAGGGGGCACGCCGGUUCAGUCGUUCCAUAAGUCAUGAAGGAAUGUCCGUCCUGCUGCAGAGGCCGGAUGUGAAGCAGCUACCAUGUCCCGAGCCUCCGAGAUCAACAAAACCGGGAAAUUCAUCUCAAGAGCGACAGUGGCUGCCGCCUGGCCCACCCCGUCCUCAGGGCCAGUCCCAGCAACAGCAGCGCCGAGGGCAGCACAGCCCCUGGGAGAGAGAGCUGGACGUGCUGUGUCAGCUGCACCACCUGGGAGGAGAGAGACUAUCAAGUCAUGAGCAACUGCGCCUGCAGGCGGCCCAGACACCGCACUACCUUACCAAGCAGCAGGGAUCACGGAGGCAGCCGCUAGAGCAGGAACAACCACCGGAAGAGAUGGACCUGCACCGGCGUCUAGAGUUACAGCUUCAGCUGAACCGGUUCGAAUCAGCGGAGGAUCCAGAGAUAUCGCUGAAGCUACAGUCGCAGUCCCAGCUGGACAAACCCAAGGACGUCCUGUGUCCAACCUUCAUUUCUUCCCAGCAGGAGUUCCUGCAGCAAGUCAGACCUCGUUGUCUCCGUUCCCCUGCCACCCUUCUGCACCCCAGCACAGAUGCACACGUAGACAAGGGGCUUGAUAGCAACGUGCACAUGUCCACCCACGAGAGCCAGACACCACCCCCAGACCCGGGCAGCAGCUCCACCCUGCAUGUGAGAACACGUGGUGACUCUCCUCUGCAGAAUGAGAUCUGCUUUGACUACACGCCACCUUUGUCUGCGGAUGACACGACUGACGUGGCGACUAAGGGCAUCGCUGAUGACAAAUCCGGCGUCUCCUCACCGGCCUUGCAGUUACAGAUUCCUGCCACCAGGAGGCGAUAUAGAAAUUCUCCUCGUUGGCCGGUUUCUGAGAUUCGCAUUGCCACCUGGGAUCCUGUGCAGCUCUGACCAUGAGUGUCUACUGAAAUCCUGAAGGACUAUUGCUGCGCACGUGAGAACUUGCGAGCAGUUUUCUUCGUCCUUUUAAUCUAUUGUAUUUCUGUUGAAGAGAACAUGAAUAUAAGAGCAACAGAAACACUUAUUCAUCAAAAUGACUGUCCAGUCACAGACACUGUCAGAUUGAGCCAGUUUCACUCCCGUUUUAUUUGUAGUAAAUAUUAUGUUUUUAUUACUGCUAUUUAUUAUAUGUGCUGUUUUAAGUAUA
Molecule: messenger RNA, 3733 nt
Organism: Brienomyrus brachyistius
Lineage: Eukaryota; Metazoa; Chordata; Actinopteri; Osteoglossiformes; Mormyridae
Exons: 14
Coding region: 256-3477 (1073 amino acids)
Biological process (GO): signal transduction
Source: RefSeq, a predicted model, not a curated record